Messenger RNA from Exophiala dermatitidis NIH/UT8656, 1628 nucleotides. RefSeq lists its product as uncharacterized. The transcript has a single exon. The record is from RefSeq and is a predicted model, not a curated record. NCBI's taxonomy places the organism in Eukaryota, Fungi, Ascomycota, Eurotiomycetes, Chaetothyriales, Herpotrichiellaceae. The coding region runs from base 226 to 621 and encodes 131 amino acids.
CAGGCAUCUGCAUCGGUUAUGACGGCCUUGGUGGGCCUCGUUGGCAAUCGCGGUACUCAGCAUGUUGGCAAGGGACUCCAGAUCGGGUCUAUCGGGCACGAUCAGUGGGGCGGUCCUCCAUGGUGGGAUUGGCGUUUCGAAUAUAUAUCUGUCCUUUAUUCUGUAUGUCCGUGACAAGGUACGACCUAAAGUGUCCUAUGGCCAUCGCAUACAGGAAUCGACAUCAUGACGAAAACCACCUCCAUCCUCACCACGCUGGAUGAGAUCCUCAACCAGAAACAUCUUCCGCUGGACGAGGUUCUCAAUCGCAAUUUUACCCCAGACUACCGCCAACGCACCAAUGGGAAUUGGGACGACCGUGAGGCAUUCGCCCAGCAUGCCCAAAAGCUGCGCGAAAUCGUAGCUUCAGCCCGGAUCGAGAUACUGGAUGAACUGCGAGACGGUGAUCGUUAUGCCGAUCGCCACAUUGUCCACAUCACCAAGCGUGACGGUUCGCGGGUUGUCCAAGAGGUCUAUCUGUUCGCGCAUGUCGAUCAGGACGGCCGUUUCAAGCGCGUCGAAGAAACCACCCUGAUGCUCGACGGCGGGGAGGCCGAUCGCAAUAUUGGUCAUGCGAAAUGACGCGGCAUGGCUCGCGCCUCGAAAUACUGCCCGGUCGCCAGCGCCAUGAGCUACCUCUCCAGCGCCUCUGCUUCCAGUUUCGAGUAUCCAGGCACCAGCUGAAGCGCUCAAAUAGUUCUGCUACCAGAUAAUAUGUCCCAACCCAGAUGCUCCCAAAGUUGUCCAAUAAACCAUUCAGCCGCGUCCUCAUCUUGCUCCGCCCCUUCCAUCAACUUAACAGCACCGAUUUCCUCUUCAUCCUCGGCUUCAUGGCGCCUAAGAGCGUUAUAAAAUGUGUCAUCAUCAUCUCCAUAAACUCCGCGAAGUAGGGUGUUUUGGAGGGUCUUCUCAAUAUGCUCUCGGAGUCCUUGAGCGCGUCUCGGGUUCCGCUGCUGUAAUGAAAAGAGUGAUAUCGAAACUUCAGACAUCUGCUUGGUACCAGUACGUAGAAAAUCGACACACCUCCGCAGGACAAAAAUGAGGUACGGGCCCUCAAGCUUUGCACUGCCCAUGGCAGCUUCGAGAUCCAGGUGGGCAACGUCUACUAUGCCCCGUGGUGGGAGGACACCUGUGGAGUCCCUACAGCCUUGGCCUGUUCUUCCGAAAACGAAGAGGGACAACACUGAUCCGACAUGGUCGAGAAGGGCACACAGGAAGCCCUCCAGGAGCUCACAGUGGAUGUCGCUGGACGUAUCGAGGUCCGUUACCAUUCUGGUCAAUGUUUUGGCGAGGAGCUUGGCUUCAUUUGUAUAGGCAGAAGAAGGAACCAACGGCGUUCUUUUGAGGGCUUUCGUGCCAGAACGACGGCCUCUUUUGCUUGACUUAGUGGCGUCGGAUAUCCUGACAGCCUCAUCCAGAGUACAUUGGUGUAGACGUCCUAGAAAAGUCUCAUAUAAUCUGACAAUGUCGGAAAGUGUUGAUGCCAGGCGCUCACCACCCUUGUCGGCAUCCAGUCUGGCGAUUUUCACAGCCUCCAGGAUAGAAGAAUAAGCAUGCCCAGUUACCCUGCAAAGAUGCUGAAUAGACUG